AUGUGCGCUUCAGCGCUCAGAACGCGCCUGAUCGAGCAACUCAAAGCCGACCCCACGCCGGUCGCAGAGCAGCUCCGCGCCGCCUGGAGCGCCGUUUCUGCUACAACAUCGGCAGAUUGUCAGCGCACUGAUACUGAGGCCCUGGCACGUCUGGAGAAUAUCGCGAAGAAUAUAUACCAAGCUAUUGCAUCUUGCCAGGUAAAGGAAGAACAUAAGCUGAGCCUCGACGGAUGGUCUCGUGUGUACGACUCCGGCCUUCCGGAUCUUAUUCACGACAUCGUAAUGGACGAUCGAUUCUUUGCUCUCCCCAAUCAUCUCGCCGUCGGAUACGUCUUUGACUCUCUUCUACGUAUCUCAAUUCCUAGCGACGAGUGGGCCAGAUUAUACGGCACGCGAGUUCUUCUGCGUUCAAAUGCUCUCUGGGCUUCUCUGUGGGAUAACCGAGACAGGAUCGUGAUCCAGACGCCUAAUCGACCCCCCAAUGACACUGGGGAGCAACCCGUUUGCCAGGCGCUCAUGACACACCAUCUACUACAUAGAUAUACCAAGUCCACUGUCUCGUGGUCAAGUCACAUGCACCACUAUGCCUUGUACGCUUGGGCGACCGCUAAAGCACCGACGGGGGACUUCAACUACGUCUCCCUCUGCGAGACCGGUCUCAGGGGACCUGGGUAUAGCCCUACAGUAUUCAUCCGUGAAGCGAUCAUCGACGGGGUUGGCGUAGACGCGUGUUUCUCUCGGUUGGCCGCCAUACUACGCAGCGACCCUCCAUGGCGUUGGGAUCAUAUAGACCAUCUUCGCUCUGCUUUGAGCCUUUUCGGAGGCCUGAUUCUACACGGAGAAGAAGAUGAAAGCCUAAUUCUGGUCGAGUCUGCUGGACGAUAUCGCAUUCCCCAAUUGGCGGUGAACAUUGCUAGGGGUCACACUCUCACUGGCGGGUUGCGUGCCAGUCCAGCAUUCUAUAAUGGCGUAUUCUCCAUCCUGAUGAAAUCAACCCAGUAUGACUGUGUUACGAAUUGGAAGGGAGAACGAGCGAGUACACCUCUUGUGCCUGGGGAAGAUGUCAUGGCUAUAUUGGCAUGCGCCAUUGACCUCCUAGCCCUGCACGGCACCGAGACUGAUCUAGAAAAGAAUGCCCGAACUACAAUGGUCGGAGUUGUGAACUUCCUCUGGUCGGUGCUGCGGAUGUACUUCGACAGGGUGAAAGGCAUCAAGGAUGUACACUCCGGCGAUGUUGUACCGCUGCAAUCUGAGAUACUAGCGGGUCUAAAGCGUGGUGCAGCCGAGUACUGGUGGCCGAGUCUUCGCCGGAUCGAGGUCGCCAAACGUCGAUGUGAUUCACAAAACGAGAACAUCGUGCAAUACUGCACACUGUGGAAGGGUUUCGGCGCACUUUUAGGCUGUGAUGCUAAGCGCGAGCGGCAGAAGGAUGCACGGGAAGCUGCGGGACGCUGUACGAGGUCUAUCUGUGAAUAUCACAGUAAGCCGCCGAAGAAGCAGCUCUUGCGAUGCAAGGGCUGCGGCGUCUACUAUUGUAGUCGCGACUGUCAGGUUGCAGAUUGGAAGAGUGGCCACAAGAAGGAAUGUAGAAGAUUGGAUACCGCCGAUACUAGCGCCUGA
This is a messenger RNA of Peniophora sp. CBMAI 1063, 1620 nucleotides long. Lineage: Eukaryota; Fungi; Basidiomycota; Agaricomycetes; Russulales; Peniophoraceae. The record is from the annotation of a GenBank genome assembly.